CCGCAGGCUGAGUCCUGGUUUUAGGGGGAAAGCCACAGGUUUUCACCCUCGGCUUUUGUCCCAAGCCACCGACAAAUCAAAACCCACUGAAGAUUCGCCCCCGGGUUUCGUACUUCUGAAUCCUCAGAUUAGUUCAUCCACCUGAAUGAAACCAUUGGCUUUUUCUUACCUUCUUUACUUUUGUUGUUCUUUAUAAACACAAAUGCACAAGUCAUUAUUCAUCGUCUUCUCAGUUUUCCCAAAAUUCACUAAACUCCAAUCUUCCAUGGCUUCUCUCGUACUCUUAUUGUCCGAAUUUAUUCGCCAGAGAGACCCAAAUCUGGCUCUUGCAACUACUACACUCACUCCUCCUUCCUUUUCUUCUGCUUCCUGCUCUGUUCGUGCCAAUUCGGCUGCUAGAAAACCAGAGAGAAAUGAAGCUGCAGGCAAGAAUGAUUAUGACACAGAGGAAGAUCCGCUUGAGUUAAAAGUUACUGCAAAGAGAAGAGGUUGGUAAAAAGUAGCGGCACCGCAGAUUCCAUGAGCAAGCUGUUACAGCCUCAUAGGUUGUUGAUGGUAAGGAUGGAAGAGACGGCACAUGGAAGGAGUCCACCGGGAAGCACACCCGCUAAUCACGUUUGGAAACAGUAAUCAUAAAAUCUACUAUUAUUCGUCUAACUGCUUCUCCGCUCUUCUAGUUUCUCAAAUCUUCAAUCCAUCUCCUUCUCUAUUCAACUCCACAACGACACGCGACCGGAGCUGCUAAAACUUCAAUAGUAGAGAAUCAUUGCAUCGGAUGCAAUAAUGGCAGUCUUGACAAGUUUAACAUUGGAAUGCCCAAGAAAUGGCCAUUGCUCCGAUUGGGCUAGAGAGUAUAUGCAAUACUGUCUUUGCAGCGUCAGAGACAAAGUUUCCUUAACGCUCGGUCUGGUCAGCGUAAUCAGUUGGUGUGUUGCAGAGAUACCGCAGAUCGUCACUAACUACAAGGAUAAAUCUGCCGACGGCCUCUCCAUUGCUUUCUUGACCACAUGGACUCUUGGAGAUCUUUUCAACCUUUUCGGAUGCCUGUUGGAACCAGCUACACUUCCAACACAAUACUAUACUGCAGUGCUGUAUACAGUGACAACCCUAAUACUUGUUAUGCAAAGUGUAUACUAUGGUCAAAUUUAUCCUCAACUAAAAUACAGGAAAAAUCAGAAGAUUAAUAGCGAGGCAGAGGUAGCAGAGAUGCGCAAACAAGUCAGCAACACUGACACACGGAGGUUUAGAGCUGAUACCGGACAUCUUUUGAGCACACCUAUUCCUCUUCCGGUGGCCCAACCAAAUAAUUCCCCUGGAAGGGAACUAUACUACAGGUCUGCAAGAUCCCUGUCAAGCAGUUAUAAUCCAACGGCAGGAUCUCUUUCAGCUCAAAGAAUGACCCCGCCCCAUAGUUCUUCUAUUGAAGAGCCCUUUCUCGUUAGAGGUUUGUCCACACCGUCGGUGCCGGCUCUGACCACCAAAAGCAUAGUAACCUCGGUGUCUGCAAUAAUGCUUCUUGCCCUGAGAUCCUUGACUCUUAACAGAUCCCCUGUUCUUCUACCAGCAUUUAAUUCCUUUCCCUAUUUAUUUUGUAAGAGAGAAUUGGAAUUCAAGCCCGGUGUACUUGAAAUAUGGUUUCAAUUUCAGGUCAUUGGUGGGAAUAUGGUACACAGUUUUGAAGACAGUGGAUUUGGAAGUUUCCUUGGUUGGGUGAUGGCAGCUGUUUACAUGGGUGGACGUCUUCCUCAAAUAUGUUUAAAUAUUAGAAGGGGUAAUGUUGAGGGUCUAAAUCCAUUGAUGUUUUUCUUUGCUUUAGUUGGGAAUGCCACCUAUGUAGCGAGCAUCCUAGUCAGCAGUCUGGAAUGGUCAAGGAUCAGACCGAAUCUACCAUGGCUGGUAGAUGCAGGAGGCUGUGUGCUGCUUGACACUUUAAUACUAAGUCAAUUUAUUUAUUUUCGCUAUUGCUUUCGCCCCCAAGAUGCAGAUGAUAAGCAAGAGAAUCUUGAUGUUGCUUAGAUUGGCACAAAUAAGUGUUUUUUUUCUUCUGAGGAUAUGUUGAAAAGCGCUACUACAUAAGGAUGAGUCAGCAUGUUUGCAGCCAAGCAAACUACAAAAGUGAUUCACAUGAGUACAAAGACAAACUGGUGUUCCUGCACUACUCGGUCUAGACUUGUUCGAUCAGUAAAGAACAGGCAUUUUUUUUUAUAUUUCAGUCUUGUAUUUUCAUCUGUUUCAUUGAUGCUUUAUGCAUGCUGGUUAUAAGAUAUGGGCCAACUCUGUUGCGGCUCUCUUUUGAUCUUUCAUCUUUGCUAAGUGCAACUUCAAUUCUUUUCAAGAAUAGUGUUUAUCUUUUCCAUUACCUUUUCAAAGUUUUGCCGGUUGAACUUAAAA
Messenger RNA from Carica papaya (papaya), 2391 nucleotides. NCBI's taxonomy places the organism in Eukaryota, Viridiplantae, Streptophyta, Magnoliopsida, Brassicales, Caricaceae. The record is from RefSeq and is a predicted model, not a curated record.